AUGAACACAUUCAACCACAGUCAUUCCUCAUUCUCCCACACAGAGUUUGUCCUCUUUGGGUUUCCGGGGAUCGUGACCUACAGGAUGUUUUUGGUGAUCCCAUUUCUUUCUAUAUAUGUUACAAUCUUGACUGGUAACUCCAUCCUGAUAUACCGGAUCGGUGUAGAGAGAAGUCUCCAUUCUCCCAUGUAUAUUCUUAUUUCCAUCCUCUUUACUGUCAAUAUUUCCUGCACAACUUCGGUGGUACCCAAACUCAUCCUUGGCUUGUCCUUGGAUAUGAAUGCGAUCUCUCUGGCCGGUUGUCUUGUACAGAUGUUCUAUAUUUACUUCAUGGCUAUUUUUGAGUCUGGUGUUAUCUUGUCGAUGGCUCUGGACAGGUAUGUUGCCAUCUGUAGGCCUCUACGUUACAAUGAUAUCAUGACCAAUCAGACUCUGGUCUACCUGGUCAUCAUCGGGCUCGCACGGUCCACUCUUUUUGUUUCCCCAAUGGUCAUACUGGCUUCUCAUGUUCAAUACUGUAAAUCCAACAUCAUUCAGAAUUUUGUGUGUGAGAACAUGGGACUGCUGAGCCUGGCCUGUGGGGACAUCUCCAGACAGCAAAUUGUGGGUCUACUUGUUAGGAUCUUCAUCACAAUUCUUGACUCCGGUCUUCUCUUCUUCUCCUAUUCCAGCAUCCUCUAUACAGCCAUGAAGAUCAUAUCUGGUAAAGCUCGGCACAAAGCCCUGCAUACCUGUGGGACCCACAUGUUGGUGGCCGUUGUCAUAUACAUCUGUGCUCUGCUGUCAUCAGUCGUGUACAGAUUGCAUACAUUUAUCUCCUACGAUGUCCAGAACCUGUUUAAUGCAAUCUACCUGAUGAUUCCCGCCAUGAUUAACCCCUUCAUCUAUGGAUUAGGAGUCAAAGAGAUCAGAGAUUGUCUCAGGAGAUCCUGGAAGAAGAGAAGGUGCGAGCUCUCCUCCUCCAUGCACAUUCACAUUAAUAAGGCUUUUGUUCUUCGAUUUACUGCAGAAGAUAAUAAAUAG
Hyla sarda is the source of this 1023-nucleotide messenger RNA. Its product is annotated as olfactory receptor 52Z1P-like. The coding region runs from base 1 to 1023 and encodes 340 amino acids. Gene Ontology annotation, biological process: G protein-coupled receptor signaling pathway. Gene Ontology annotation, cellular component: membrane. The transcript has a single exon. NCBI's taxonomy places the organism in Eukaryota, Metazoa, Chordata, Amphibia, Anura, Hylidae. The record is from RefSeq and is a predicted model, not a curated record. Gene Ontology annotation, molecular function: olfactory receptor activity; G protein-coupled receptor activity.